UGUGGUGUUUGCGAGAUCAAGCCUGGCAAAUACAAGUGCUCGCGGUGUCGGCUUCCAUAUUGUUCAGUCCCAUGCAGCAAAACCCAUCAGCAAAACCACCCUCCCGAUGCUCCAAAGCAAGAAAAGCCAGCAGACCAGACCCCAAAUGCGCCUCCUCCACCAGCAGCAGCAGCAGCACCCAUCGAUCCCUCAAAUCCCUUCAGCGCCCUCGCCACCUCAGACAAGCUCCAGCUCCUCUUCAAGAAAUACCCAAACCUGCCAAACCAGCUGCUCGAGAUCCACAAUGCCACCCAGCCCCCGCCAGAAUCCCCAGACGCCGCUUCCAAAGCCAUACCGGCCUCCCUGAUGAAGGGUCUCCCCGCGAAUAGUUACCACAACGGUGUCAAGGGCCAGUGGAACCACGACAUUGGCAUCAAGAACGGCAAGGCUGCGCUGCGAAGGGCGAGAAAGGCGAGCGGCGAGGACGGCGAGGCGAUCCGCGAGUACACGGAGCUGAUACUGCAUAUUAUGAACCAGACAAAUGAUAGGAACGAUGCUGUGGCCUAUGUGCAGCGCCAGAUUGCCGAGCAGGACACUGCUCUCAUCGAGCGUCUG
Trichoderma atroviride IMI 206040 is the source of this 594-nucleotide messenger RNA. RefSeq lists its product as uncharacterized. The record is from RefSeq and is a predicted model, not a curated record. Lineage: Eukaryota; Fungi; Ascomycota; Sordariomycetes; Hypocreales; Hypocreaceae. Gene Ontology annotation, biological process: box C/D snoRNP assembly; snoRNA localization; maturation of LSU-rRNA from tricistronic rRNA transcript (SSU-rRNA, 5.8S rRNA, LSU-rRNA). Gene Ontology annotation, cellular component: nucleus; pre-snoRNP complex.